AUGACAGGCGAACGCGUCCCAACCAAGAGGGAGUUCCUAAGCGUUCCGAUUGGAUUCCUGAGCUGCUACAUAGUGAUUGCCAAAUUGGUAAUAAGAGAGAUUUGGCGGAGAGGAGUCAACUGGGACGAGCCGCUACCAGAUAAUUUGGCCGCAGCCUUUGAGGACUGGCGGCAAGGAAUGAGCAAAAUCGAAGAGUUCCGAUUUCCACGCUACUACUUUGGCUGUGGACGCGUGCGAAUGCUACUGCUGCUCAUCUUCGUGGACUCCAGUCAGUCGGCGUUCGCAGCAGCGGCCUAUUGGCGGGCCACUUUCGAGAACGGAGUCGUGCGGGCGCAUUUCAUAAGCUCCAAGACGAAAUGCGCUCCGAUAAGGACUAUAUACAAGCAGUUCGUCGGUAACCGGGUGGUAGAGAUCUUGAAAUCCACGGAGGCGUCCCAGUGGAGAUGGAUUCCAUCUGCCGAAAACGUGGCAGAUGACGCGACGAGACCGCGCAAAGCCGUGGACCUGAGCAUCGGUUCGCGAUGGCUAAGCGGUCCACCAUUUCUACGAGGACCAGAGGAGAGCUGGCCAAGAUCGAGGAGAUUCUCCAACUACAAUCGACUGGUGAGGAGCAGCGUAUGGGUUCUCAGAUUCAUGCGACGGUGUCGUGGACCACGAUACGGUGGAGAGGAUCACGGACUGACGUCGAUGGAGUGCGCUAAAGCUGAGCGCGCAGUGGUACGGCAAUCUCAGCGAAAAGCGUUUGCUGAGGACAGCCAAGGAAAAGCCGCCAAGAGCAGUCGACUGCAUGGACUGUCCCCAUACUUCGACGAGGACGGAGCUUUGGCGGAGAUGAUCGUGCAGCAUCACCACGAGAGGAUGUGCCACCAAAACACGGAGGCAACCACCGGAGCGAUCCGGCAGAAGUUCUGGAUUACGAACUUACGGAGGCUGCUACGAAGGGUGGUGAGCAAGAGCAACGUUUGUAAGCUGCGAAGAGCACGAGCAACUCAGCCCGAGAUUGGUCCCCGGCCAGAGGACCGGCUGGAGGCCAACGGAUGGCUCAUUAAGCUUACCGGAUUAGACUAUUUUGGACCGCUAUUUGUGACGGUUGGACGUCGUACGGAGAAGACGUGGGUGGCACUUUGUACGUGUCUGACCACAAGAGCUAUCCACUUGGAGAUGGCUCACGAUUUGUCUACCGAUUCCUGCAUAAUCGCUGUAAGGAACUUCAUGAGCCGACUGACGGUGGACCAGGAGGCUCCACUGUCACCCAACGACUUGCAGAAGGGAGCACCCGAUGGUCCACAUCUUCCCAAGGAUGACGGACAGGAGUCCGUAAGAUGCGCUACCAGGAAGCAGUGGCGCAUAGCGAGGAUGAUGCAGGUUCGAUUUUGGGAGCGAUGGGUGCAUGAGUACCUGCCGACUCUUGUGCGCAGGGAGAGAUGGUGCAAGCACGUCGAACCCAUUCGUCAAGGAGACUUGGUGUUCAUCUGUGAUCCAGCCAUACCACGAAGAGAGUGGUAA
Drosophila bipectinata is the source of this 1506-nucleotide messenger RNA. The record is from RefSeq and is a predicted model, not a curated record. NCBI's taxonomy places the organism in Eukaryota, Metazoa, Arthropoda, Insecta, Diptera, Drosophilidae.